AUGGUGCAGAACAGACGGAGUCGAUUGUUGGUGCUCACUACGAUCACCAUUGGUCUCCUAAUCUUCUGGAAACGCGGAGUAAAGGAAGAACCAGCAACGCUACCUGUAGCUCCUGCUCUUCUCGACGGCGACAAUUUGAAUACAUCUGGCCUCUACACCGAAUUUGCCAUCUCCUAUGACACCGUCUUCCGACUGCUUGAAGCCAACGUCUCUGCCAUGAUUCAAAAGAGGCGGGCUCGACUGUUGGUGCUCACUGCGGUGAUCAUUGGUCUGCUACUCCUCUGGAAACGAGGAGUCCAGGAGCCACCAUCAAAGCUCCCCGUAGCUCCUGUUCUUCACGCCGGCAACCAUUUGAAUACCUCGAGCCUCUACACCGAAUUUGCGAUCUCAUAUGACACCGAUCCGCCAAACCCCGACCCAGCCGACCCGUACUCUAUCUGUCGACUCGUACGCUACAAACCUUUGACGGCAGAGUUGAACGGGAUUUUUGCCGAUCAGACGCCCUAUUGUACAAAUCCUGAAUACGUCCCUGCUACAGAAGUGCGAGACGGUGCAAUUGGCUAUCGAAAUUCGGAGUUCUGGGGCCGCCGGGUGAGCAGCUGCAAGGCCAGAUGCCACUACUACAAAGGGACGGUAGGCUUCCGCCCCGGACCAUGGUUCCGCCUCGAGUCCGGCAAACCUCAGCCGAUGGACUGUGAUUUUAUUUAUGCGGAAUGCUACCUGAAAUCGAAACUUGUGGAUGCCUUUCUGCACAAUCAAGUGUACAGAAACAAAUCCGAAACUGGCGAGCGCCCUGCAAAGAGGACUUCCGGAAUGCCGGAUGUAAUUCUAAUAGUGUUGGACUCUGUAGCGACCUCACAAGCGGAAAGAUCUCUCCCAAAAACCCUCGAAUUUCUGGUCAACGAGAUGAGCGGCGUGCAGUGGCCAUUUUUAAAUCGCGUCGGUUCGAACAGUAUGGUUAAUGGCCUCGCUUUUUUGCAUGGAAAGCGUAUCAACAGCGUGCAAAAACACACCGGUGAAGAGCUGGAGCCAGAAUGGGAUUGGGACAAGGUCUGCAAUCAAUACCGCGACAACGACACCGGUGUUGUCACGGAUUAUGAGAAGCUAGGCUACAAAACGCUAUUCGGGUGCGAGAGCUCGGGCGGCGAUAUCUGGGCGGCGCCGAAUUGCAAGGGAUACAGCUACCAGCCGACACAUCACUAUUUCGGUCCAGCUGCCGGCUCCUUCUAUGAAAUCAAGGGGCUGCUGGGCCGGAUGGCAAAGGGAUGCUGGGAACCUCACAAUAUGCUGCUCGAUUAUUUGUCGAAUUUCUAUAAGGCGUAUCCUGAAAACCCGAAGCUCGGCAUCAUCUGGCCGGCCUAUAUCGGACACAACAACCCGAAUGAGCUGCCCCAUUCCGACAUCGACUUCAAGCAGUGGUUCGACGAUAACCGGCCGCUGCUCUCCGAUUCGUUCAUCUUCUUCAUGGCCGACCACGGGCCCAGAUAUGGCAACCUAACCACAACAAAAAUCGGACAAUACGAGGCGAACAACCCGAUGCUGGUCACUGUCGUGCCCGAAUGGUUGCGAGCGAAUAAGCGACUGAUGUCAAACCUACGGGAAAACUCGAAGCAUUUGGUGACGCAGUACGACGUCUACGCCACGCUGAUGGACAUUUUGGAGACCGACUUCGACGCACCAUUUCUCCCAUUCCGCUUCAAAGAAAUUCUAAGGCCGAAUCCAAACAAUGGCACGUCACUGCUACGCCCACUCGGCCCGUUCAGUCACCGUACUUGCCGGAACGUGCCGAUCUCCACCGAAUUCUGUCUCUGCCAAUAUGACAAGAUUUCGAAGAGACCCGAAGACGUGCCGGAUCUCGACCGUAUGGGCCAAGUCGCGGUUACUGGAUUGAACCAGAAGCUUCGUACCUACAAUGUGUCACAUUUGUGUGAGGACUGGCGCUUGAAACGGAUAGACACGGUAGCAGCCGUGGAGCCGGAGGACCAGACGCAACUCUACAAAAUCAUCGUCACCGUUGACCCGGGGGCUCAUCGUUUCGAAGCGACGAUCCGCCGCGACUCGAACGCGGUUUCCGGCAUGCGACUACUAUCACUGAGCGAGCGACUGACCAGCUAUGGGCAUACCGCCAAUUGUGUUCUCAAAACGGAAACAGCCCUCCGAGCCGAUAUGAGGACGUAUUGUUAUUUUCAAAAAAGGCGGGCUCGACUGUUGGUGCUCACCGCGGUGAUCAUUGGUCUGCUACUCCUCUGGAACAGAGGAGUCCGGGAGCCACCAUCAAAGCUCCCCGUAGCUCCUGUUCUUCGCGAUGACAACGGUUUGAAUACCUCGGGCCUCUACACCGAAUUUGCCAUCUCUUAUGACACCGACCCGCCAAACCCCGACCCAUCGGAUCCGUUCUCCACCUGCCGCCUUGUACGCUACAAUCCACUGCCCGCCGAGCUGAAAGGCUUUGCCCGCAAUCCGGGGCCCUGCAAAAAUCCAGGAUAUGUCCCGGCCACAGAACUGCGUGACGGUGCAAUCGGAUUGCGGGAGUCGGCAUUCUGGGCCUCAAGGGUGAACAGCUGCCAAGCUAGGUGCCUGUACUACGUGAGGCCGAGGGAGCUCGGUCGCGGGAACUGGGUCAACCUCAAGCGCGGUAAAUUCGAGCCGAUGAACUGCGACUGGAUCCACUCGGAAUGCUACAUGAAGUCGAACCUCAGCGACGCCUUCCUCCACAAUCAGAUUUACAGAAACAAGUCAAAGACAAGCCAGGCAUCGACGUCGGCGCCAUCGUCCCGCCGACCGGACGUCAUUCUAAUCGUACUGGAUUCGGUGGCUAUGACACAGGCCGAAAGAUCACUCCCAAAAACCCUCGACUUCCUGGUGAACGAAAUGGGCGGCGUGCGGUGGCCAUUUUUGAAUAGGGUCGGUGAGAACAGCAUGGUGAACGCCUUCGCUUUUUUGCACGGGAAACGCAUUCGGACCGUGAUGAAGUACACGGGCGAAGAGUUGGCUCCGGAAUGGAAUCGGGACAAAUACUGCUACCAAUACCGCGACAACGACACCGGUGUCGUCACGGAUUAUGGGAAACGGGGUGGGACCUCGUACGGCGAUAUCUGGGCGUCGCCGAAUUGCAGAGGCUACAGCUACCAGCCGACGCAUCACCAUGCAGAACCGGCAUCCCUGGCGUGGACGUGGCCCUCGCUGAGUGACAGGAUGAGGGCGGGCUGCUGGGAGACGCACCAUUGGCUGCUCGACUAUCUGUCCAACUUUCUCAAGGCAUAUCCGGAAGACCCAAAGCUCGGCUUCUUGUGGCCAAGCCACCUUGCGCACGACGACCCGAACGAACUGCUCCACGCCGAUGUCGAUUUCAAGCGAUGGUUCCAGGACAAUCGGGAGCUGUUGUCCGAGUCGUUCAUCUUCUUCAUGGGCGACCACGGGCCCAGAUUUGGACCGCUGACACAGACGAAAAUCGGACACUACGAGGUGAACAAUCCGCUGCUGGUCACUGUGGUCCCGGAACGAUUGCGUGGACACGAGCAACUGAUCAAAAAUCUGCAAGAAAACGCGAAGCACCUUGUGACUCAGUACGACGUCCACGCGACGCUGAUGGAUAUUUUGGAGACCUCCUUCAACAAGGCACAUCUGCGGUUCGAGUUCAAGGAGAUUCUGAAGCCAAACCCGAACAAUGGCACGUCACUGCUACGCCCCCUCGGACCGUUCAGCCACCGUACAUGCCGGAACGUGCCAAUCUCCACCGAACACUGCCUGUGCCAAUACGAUAAGAUUCCGAAAAUACCCAAAGACGUGCCCGACCUCGACCGAAUGGCCCAAAUCACGAUGGAGGCCCUUAACCAGAAAGUCCGCGACAACAAUAUGACGGAUAUAUGUGUUGAGUGGACGUUAGACAAGGUGCCGGUGGUCACUGCGAUGGCUCCCGAAAACGUGAUGCAAAUCUACAUAAUCAGCGUCAUCGUCAACCCUGGGAAACAUCGUUUUGAAGGGACGCUGCGCCGCGAUCCGAACGCCGACGGUGGGCUGCGUCUGUUGGCGCUGAGCGAGCGGCUGACGGCAUACGGGAAUACGGCAGACUGCGUGGAAAAGGUCGCACCCCGUCAGAUUGAUAUGCGGAAAUAUUGCCACUGUCGGAAGCAGAAG
Mesorhabditis spiculigera is the source of this 4137-nucleotide messenger RNA. NCBI's taxonomy places the organism in Eukaryota, Metazoa, Nematoda, Chromadorea, Rhabditida, Rhabditidae. The record is from the annotation of a GenBank genome assembly.